UUUCUAUAAAACCUGGUGUUGUCAUCUAAGAGACUUCACUCCUGCUACUUCCAAAGCGCUGAACGGAUCUAAAGGGACUACUCCAGUGUUUUUGUUUAUUUACUAUGAUGUCUCAUCAUUUGGGAACUUGCAACUGACUCUCCACUAUCUGAAAACGCAGGCAGUUUUGCUUUCUUUCUUUCAAUUGCUGGACUUUUUUUUUCCCUCCCUGCUUUUCAGUUUGUUUCCGUAGCAACAAAAUGCCAUCCAGGGAGUCCUAUGAGGAGAAGUCUCUUGUGCAAAAAGCCAAGCGGGAGGCCAAUCAGGAGGAUAUGUUGGCCGCAGCUCUGGGGAUGAGAGUGGGGCCACAGAAACCUCCGGCUACUUUCUGGCAGCCACUGAAACUGUUUGCCUAUUCACAACUCACAUCACUGGUCCGACGAGCUACGCUAAAGGAGAGCACACCCAGGGCAGAGAAGGUCCAUAACUUUAAGGUGCACACAUUUCGAGGGCCACACUGGUGCGAACACUGCGCUAACUUCAUGUGGGGACUCAUGGCGCAGGGAGUCAAAUGCUCAGAUUGCGGUUUGAAUGUCCAUAAACAGUGCGCUCCUCUGGUCCCCAACGACUGCAAACCCAGCCUGAGACACAUCCGUAAAGUCUACAGCUGUGACCUGACCACACUGGUGAACGCUUACAACACGGCCAGGCCCAUGGUGGUGGACAUGUGCAUCCGGGAGAUCGAGUCUAGAGGGCUGAAGUCUGAGGGGCUCUAUAGGAUAUCAGGAUUCAGUGAUUCGGUUGAAGAAGUCAAGACGUCAUUUGAUAAAGAUGGUGAGAAGACAGAUAUCUCAGCAAAAGCCUAUGAAGACAUCAACAUCAUCACAGGAGCACUCAAGAUGUACCUGAGGGAGCUCCCUGUCCCUGUCAUCUCAUACGACGCAUACCCCCGCUUCAUCGAGGCUGCAAAGCUCUCAGACCCAGAAAAGAAGCUGGAGGCGUUUCGAGAGGCCCUGGCUCUGCUUCCUGAAUCUCACACUGAAACGCUCAAGUACCUCAUGGCGCACUUAAAAAGGGUGACACAGAAUGAGAAAUUCAACCUGAUGAAUGCAGAGAACCUCGCCAUCGUCUUUGGGCCCACUCUGAUGCGAUCUCCAAACCAGGACGCCAUGACCGCACUCAAUGAUAUCCGCUACCAGAGACAAGUAGUGGAGGUGCUGAUCAAAAAUGAAGAUCUGCUUUUCUGAAUGCAGGACAGCUCGAGCUAACCACUAUAAUCUAUCUGUGUACAAACUUGAAUCACAGUUUGAAUGACACUUUUUAACCAACCCUCCUUUUUCUGGGUUUGAACCUUGUACUUAUACACUUAGUUUCCCCAUUUUUGUCGGGGAUGAUAGCAGCAUGCAGCGCGCACAGUCUUUUCUUCGGUUGCUUUGUAGCAUAGACUGUAUAUAUAAAUGGACAAGUGUUCAUGGAGGCACUUCCAGCUCCUUCGACUCUGUGUCCAGUUGAUUUUACAUUGAGAACCUGUCACCUCCCUCUCUGUAACUGCUGCAGUGAGCUUCAUCAUUUUGGUUUUAAAAUGUUCGUAUUAACCCACUCUGCAUGAUCCUGCUGUUUUUAUUUUGUUAUUUUGUCCGUAGAUGAAUUCCUAUUCAUGGAACUGGUUGCCAGCCUCAGUGAGCUUCAUUUGACUGGAGCCGAAUGCUAUGGGUCCACUUCUUUAUACAGUCUAUGCUUUGUAGUCCUACUCCAGCAUGUCUUCAGAUGGCGUGUAGCGCUCAAUUCAUUUCUCUUCUGUGGUAGUUCUCGUCCGAUGCUGUAAAAAUCCAAUAAGCUACUGAUUUUUGCACUGUACUUUUACAAUGCUGUAUUUUUGUACCUCUUGUACUGUUUUUAUGUAACUGUUUCUAGCUCUCUGCCUCUCUGUCAUUGUGUUCACACAGAUGCAUUUGCCUGACAUUUCUAAUGUGUUAUAUGCAACUCCAUACUUUUGUACAUUUAAUUUGGACUGUAUAUUUUGUAAACAUGUGCAUGAUCACUUUAAUUUAUUAAUUUAAACAUUGUUCUGAGAAAUGAAUCAUGAUGAACAUCAACAUUAAA
Messenger RNA from Boleophthalmus pectinirostris (great blue-spotted mudskipper), 2082 nucleotides. RefSeq names its product chimerin 1 (gene chn1). Lineage: Eukaryota; Metazoa; Chordata; Actinopteri; Gobiiformes; Gobiidae. The record is from RefSeq and is a predicted model, not a curated record. Gene Ontology annotation, molecular function: GTPase activator activity. The coding region runs from base 240 to 1226 and encodes 328 amino acids. The transcript has 7 exons. Gene Ontology annotation, biological process: signal transduction; regulation of GTPase activity.